This is a messenger RNA of Tetrapisispora phaffii CBS 4417, 1290 nucleotides long. It is a transcript of the gene PMI40, whose product is annotated as mannose-6-phosphate isomerase PMI40. Gene Ontology annotation, cellular component: cytosol. Lineage: Eukaryota; Fungi; Ascomycota; Saccharomycetes; Saccharomycetales; Saccharomycetaceae. Gene Ontology annotation, biological process: carbohydrate metabolic process; GDP-mannose biosynthetic process. Gene Ontology annotation, molecular function: mannose-6-phosphate isomerase activity; zinc ion binding. The coding region runs from base 1 to 1290 and encodes 429 amino acids. The transcript has a single exon. The record is from RefSeq and is a predicted model, not a curated record.
AUGAGUGAUAAAGUUUUUAGAUUAAAUGUUGGUUACCAACAAUAUGCUUGGGGUAAGAUUGGUUCAAAUUCUUCUGUUGCCAGAUUUGCUGCUCAUUCUGAUCCAUCUCUAAAGAUUAAUGAAAACGAACCUUAUGCUGAAUUAUGGAUGGGUACCCAUCCAAAAGUUCCAUCUUAUAAAUAUGGUACUAAAGAAACUUUAAAUCAAAUUAUUUCAAAUGAUCCAGUUAAAAUGUUAGGUAAAGAUAUUAUUAAUCAAUACCAAUCUAAGGAUGAAAUUCCAUUCUUAUUUAAAGUUUUAUCAAUUGAAAAAGUUUUAUCUAUUCAAGCUCAUCCAGAUAAAAAAUUAGCUAAAAUCUUAAGAGCUCAAGAUCCUGAAAAUUAUCCGGAUGAUAAUCAUAAACCAGAGAUGGCUAUUGCUGUUACUGACUUCGAAGGUUUCUGUGGUUUCAAACCAUUAAGAGAAAUUGCUACUACUUUAGAAAACGUUCCUGAAUUUAGAACUUUAGUUGGUGAAGAAUGUUCAAAAGAAUUUAUUCAAUUUGCUAAAGCAAAUGUCACAUUAGGCUCUGAAGAUGAUAAAUUAAAUAGAAAAUUAUUACAAAAAGUUUUCAGUAAAGUCAUGAAUGCAAGUGAUGAAACUAUUAUGUCUGCAGCUAAACCAUUAGUUGAAAGAGCUGAAAAAUCUCCAAAGGAUUUCCCAUUCGAAGACUUACCUGAAUUAAUUCUAAGAUUACAUGCCCAAUUUCCAAACGAUGUAGGUUUGUUCUGUGGUUGUUUGAUGUUGAACCAUUGUCACUUAAAAUCUGGGGAAGCUAUUUUCUUAAAGGCAAAAGAUCCUCAUGCUUAUAUCAAUGGUGAUAUUAUUGAAUGUAUGGCUGCUUCUGACAACGUUGUCAGAGCAGGUUUCACUCCAAAAUUCAAAGAUGUAAAGAAUUUAGUAGAAAUGUUAACUUAUGAUGCCGAUUCCGUCGAUGAUCAAAAAAUGAAACCAGUCGCUUACACCAAAUCUUCAGGCGAUGGUGUUUCUCUAUUAUAUAAUCCACCAAUUGAUGAAUUCUCUAUUGUCUCAACAACUUUUGAAGAUAAAGUUGGUACUAGAAAAUUUAGUGGUGUCGAUGGUCCAAGUAUUAUUAUCACCACCAAGGGUAAUGGCUAUAUCAUCGGUGAUGGUGCUAAAAUUAAAGCUGAACCAGGUUUCGUCUUCUUUGUUGCUCCUAACAUAGAGGUUGAAUUACAAGCUGAAGACACCUCUUUUGUUACUUACAGAGCAAUUGCUGAACCAAAAUAA